AUGGCGCCGCCGCGGAAGAAAAAAAUCAGCGGAGAAGUGAUCGGAAUCGACCUGGGGACAACCUACUCGUGCGUCGCCGUUUCCCGAAACGGCAAGGCGGAGAUCAUAGCCAACGAUCAAGGCAACCGCACCACCCCUUCCUCCGUCGCCUUCACAUACGCCGAUACAAAUUCGGAGCGUCUUAUCGGCGAUGCCGCCAAAAAUCAGGCGGCUCUCAACCCCCGCCGCACCAUCUUCGACGCCAAGCGCCUCUUCGAAGACGCAGAAGUCCAAUCCGACCUCAAAUAUCUCCCUUACCCCGUCGUCAACAGAAACGGAAAACCCUACAUCGAGGUAGAGCUCAAAACCGCCUCCGCCGGCGGGAAAGACGAGGCGAAAGCAUUCAGCCCUGAAGAAAUCAGCGCCAUGAUUUUGGGGAAAAUGAAGGAAACCGCCGAAUCCUACCUCGGGAAACCAAUAAUCGGAGCCGUCAUCACUGUCCCGGCCUACUUCAACGACGCGCAGAGGCAGGCCACGAAGGACGCGGGGAGAAUCGCCGGUCUGAACGUCCUCAGGAUCAUCAACGAGCCGACCGCCGCCGCGAUUGCGUACGGGCUAAUUAACAAGCAAACCAAGCGGAAAAGGAAGAAGGACGACGCCAACGACGCCAAGGAUGCGAAGAGUAAGAUUCUGGUGUACGAUUUAGGAGGCGGGACGUUCGACGUCAGCGUGCUGGAACUAGACGGGAGGGAGUUUCGCGUGCUGGCGACCGGCGGAGACACGCAUUUAGGCGGAGGAGACUUCGAUCAGAGAGUGUUGGAUUAUUUCAUGAAAUUGAUUAAAAAAAAGCACAGCAGAGAUAUCGGGGAAGACAACAAGGCGCUAGGGAAGCUGAGGAGGGAAUGCGAGAGGGCGAAGAGGGUGCUGAGCAGCCAGAGCGAGACGAGGAUCGAGAUCGACUCUCUGUUUCAAGGAAUGGACUUCUCUGAAUCACUGACGAGGGCGAAAUUCGAGGAGCUGAAUCUGGAUCUGUUCAACAAGACGCUGGAGGUCGUGAAGGAGACGAUGAAGGAUGCGAAGCUCGAGAAGGGCGAGAUCGACGAGAUUGUGCUGGAGAUGUUCGACGGGAAGGAGCCGAGUAAAGGUGUCAAUCCUGACGAAGCUGUGGCUUAUGGUGCUGCUGUCUUGGGAGCCAAGCUAAAGGGUCAAGCCGCUAGAUAUGAUAUUACUUUGUUUGAUGUAACUCCAUUGAGUUUGGGGGUUAGCGUUGUUGGUGAUUUGAUGGCGACAGUGAUCCCAAGAAACACCACCAUCCCUGCGAAGAUGUCACAGACUUUAUACAGCAUUGAAGACCGGCAGACCACUAUGGGCUUCGAGGUACUUCAAGGUGAAAGAACUCUAGCCAAGGAUUGCCUUAUGCUUGGACGUUGUUUAGUAGGAGGUGUGCCGCCGGCUCCAAGGGGUGUUGGCAGUAUUGAGGCUACCUUUGAGAUCGACGCGGAUGGAAUACUGAGCGUAACUGGCAAAAACCACGUGACCAAGAAAUCCGAAUCUCUGGUCAUUGACACCUACAGAGGAAAUUUGACGGAGGAAGAGAUCGAGAGGAUGAUUAGGGAGGCAGAGAUGAUGGCCGAGGAGGACAAGAGAGCGAAGGCUCGUGUUGAAGCGAAGUUGAACUUGGAGAGAUACAUAAGCGAUGUCAAGGCGGCAGCUGCUAAUCGCUUCCCCACGUCACCAGCUGGGUCGCUUGCAACCAAGGCUUCAGGCCCAUCUAGCCAUUCAGGAUCACACAGCCUGCUUCGCCUCCAUGUCAGGCCGUCUAGCCCAGGACCGCCUUCAGUCUGGCCGCCUCCCACUAGGUUACGCGCCCCACAAUCUCUCCAAGUGUGCACGCGGGCCUACCCGCACUCGCGGAUCCAAUCGGCCCAUUCAAGUCCGCCCCGUCUAUCCUUGCUCCACUCCGCGUCAAAAAUAAUAUUGCCGCCGCGAGGAUUCGAACUCGCGCCACUCCUGCACUACACAAGCAUUCUGACCAUCAGGCUACACGAGACUCUUGUGUUUCAAUGGCGCGGGGUCAACUUAAAAACCUUCCGCAUCCGGCCCAACUCGCGGCACGUCCCGCCUCAAAAAACUAUCGUCGCCGCGAGGAUUCAAACCAGCGCCACUCCUAUGCCAGACAUGCGACAUUACCAGCAGUCUACAUACGCGCCUUGUGACCAUAUGACGCGGUACUCUUAUUUCAACAACAUUCCACGCGUAGAUGAAGCCCAAACUCGCGGACCCGUGUCCGCCCCGCCUUCAUACUUCCGGCCCGCUUCGCCAGGGACCCGCGGCCCACAUCAGCCGGACGCGCGGAUCCCCAUCGCGUCCGGCCCGCUUCGCCAAGGACCCGCGGCCCACAUCAGCCAGCCCCACUUCGAAGCAUGCUCCGCCCCACACAGGCCCAACUCGCGGCCCGAAGUCGCGCCCCAAACCCGCGGACCCGUGUCCGCCCCGCCUUCAUACUUCCGCCCCGCUUCGCCAAGGACCCGCGGCCCACAUCAGCCAACCCCACUUCGAAGCAUGCUCCGCCCCACACAGGCCCAACUCGCGGCCCGAAUUCCAUAG
Molecule: messenger RNA, 2586 nt
Organism: Linum tenue
Lineage: Eukaryota; Viridiplantae; Streptophyta; Magnoliopsida; Malpighiales; Linaceae
Source: the annotation of a GenBank genome assembly